AUGAUCAGUGACUCUGAUGAUGACUGCUGUGAGGAUGACUGCUGUGAGGAUGACUGCUGUGAGGAUGACUGCUGUGAGGAUGACUGCUGUGAGGAUGACUGCUGUGAUGACGACUGCUGUGAUGAUGACUGCUGUGAAGAUGACUGCCGUGAAGAUGACUGCUGUGAGGAUGACUGUUGGGAUGAUGACUGCUGUGAUGAUGACUGCUGUGAGGAUGACUGCUGUGAGGAUGACUGCUGUGAUGAUGACUGCUGUGAGGAUGACUGCUGUGAGGAUGACUGCUGUGAGGAUGACUGCUGUGAGGAUGACUUCUGUGAGGAUGACUGCUGUGAGGAUGACUGCUGUGAAGAUGACUGCCGUGAAGAUGACUGCUGUGAGGAUGACUGCUGUGAUGAUGACUGCUGUGAGGAUGACUGCUGUGAGGAUGACUGCUGUGAUGAUGACUGCUGUGAGGAUGACUGCUGUGAGGAUGACUGCUGUGAUGAUGACUGCUGUGAAGAUGACUGCUGUGAGGAUGACUGCUGUGAGGAUGACUGUUGGGAUGAUGACUGCUGUGAUGAUGACUGCUGUGAUAAUGACUGCUGUGAAGAUGACUGCUGUGAUGAUGACUGCUGUGAUGAUGACUGCUGUGAGGAUGACUGCUGUGAGGAUGACUGCUGUGAUGAUGACUGCUGUGAAGAUGACUGCUGUGAAGAUGACUGCUGUGAAGAUGACUGCUGUGAGGAUGACUGCUGUGAUAAUGACUGCUGUGAAGAUGACUGCUGCGAUGAUGACUGCUGUGAUGAUGACUGCUGUGAUGAUGACUGCUGUGAUAAUGACUGCUGUGAAGAUGACUACUGUGAUGAUGACUGCUGUGAUGAUGACUGCUGUGAUGAUGACUGCUGUGAUGAUGACUGCUGUGAUAAUGACUGCUGUGAAGAUGACUACUGUGAUGAUGACUGCUGUGAUGAUGACUGCUGUGAUGAUGACUGCUGUGAUGAUGACUGCUGUGAUGAUGACUGA
Molecule: messenger RNA, 1002 nt
Organism: Oncorhynchus tshawytscha (Chinook salmon)
Lineage: Eukaryota; Metazoa; Chordata; Actinopteri; Salmoniformes; Salmonidae
Product: keratin-associated protein 4-7-like
Exons: 2
Coding region: 1-1002 (333 amino acids)
Cellular component (GO): keratin filament
Source: RefSeq, a predicted model, not a curated record